AUGACAUUCAAGUUGUACAUAGUAUUAUACUCAGGCUUUGGUCAUAUGGUGCAAAUCGGGUAUGACCUCCUAGUAGCAGUGCAGUUGUGGAAACACGCUCGGGGGGUUCAUAUGUGGCUGGCUCGGUGGCACAAAGACCGAGACUCGGAGAACGAGCGGAUGGAGGGGUUCAAGUGCAAUCCUGGUUCUGUCCGCACCGGGACCCGCGUCAUUCAUUUUCCCACGCUCCAGUCUUUCCAGAAGCGAAAUCAAUGGAAGCGUGAGGUAAAGCAGAGCACCGCAUUGCUAUUCUACAACACCACCGCCUUUUUGAUCGCAACCAAAUUUGGCGUAUUGUCCAUGAUCCUAUCUCGCCUUUCAAUCCGACCACGAUUACAACAACUGAUCCAACACUUUUCGCACCCAUCUACUAGUACCACAGCCACACCACGAGCGUACGCAACCAUGGUCGACCAGUCGAAAUGGAAGUUCAACCACACCAUGCUGCGGGUGAAGGACCCGAAGCGCUCGAUCGAAUAUUACAAUCUGCUCGGGUUGAGUCUGAUCAACAAGCUGGAGUUUCCCGAGAACAAAUUCGACCUAUACUUUUUGGCUUACGACGGUCCCAAGUCAGCAUCUCCCGGCUCUCACUGGACCGACCGUGAAGGCGUGCUCGAGCUAACGCACAACUACGGAACCGAAACCGACGAAAACUUCACCGUGAACAACGGCAACAAGGAACCACACAAAGGGUUCGGCCACAUCUGCGUCAGCGUGGACAACAUCCAAGCCGCAUGCCAGCGGAUCGAAGAUGCGGGCUACAAGUUCCAGAAGAAACUCACAGACGGGCGGAUGCGGAGCAUUGCCUUUGCGCUCGACCCGGACGGGUACUGGGUGGAAAUCAUAGGGCAGAAAAACGUCGACGAGACCAAAGACAUUACGACCACCGACACCUCGGCGUACAGGCUCAACCACACCAUGAUCCGGGUCAAGGACCCCGAAAAAUCGCUGCGUUUCUACCAGGACGUUCUGGGCAUGACGUUGCUGCGCACCUCGGAACAAAAAGAGGCGGGAUUCACUCUGUACUUUUUGGGAUAUCCGGGAGACUUUCAGGUUCCCAAACCUGAAGAUACGCCUAAUGGGGUCAACCCCUUGGCGAACAAGGAGGGUCUUCUUGAGUUGACUUGGAAUUAUGGUACUGAGAAGCAAGAAGGAAAGGUUUAUCAUAAUGGGAAUGAUCAGCCUCAGGGGUUUGGGCAUAUUUGUAUCAGUGUCGAUGAUCUGGAAGAGGCGUGCAAGUUCAUGGAUGAGAAGAAGGUUAAUUGGAAGAAGAGGUUGACGGAUGGCCGGAUGAAGAAUGUCGCUUUUGUGCUGGACCCGGAUGAGUAUUGGGUUGAGGUUAUUCAGAAUGAGAAGUUGAAGAAGACUACGGAUUGGUAG
Molecule: messenger RNA, 1419 nt
Organism: Exophiala dermatitidis NIH/UT8656
Lineage: Eukaryota; Fungi; Ascomycota; Eurotiomycetes; Chaetothyriales; Herpotrichiellaceae
Product: lactoylglutathione lyase
Exons: 2
Coding region: 1-1419 (472 amino acids)
Molecular function (GO): metal ion binding; lactoylglutathione lyase activity
Source: RefSeq, a predicted model, not a curated record